UGGCUCGAGCUCAGUCGAGGCGCCCGCCUUUGGUCUAAAGAAAUACACGCCAUCCACACGCCUUCCCUCUUAAGGUCGGAGCAGCGAUGGCUCUGUUCUCGGCCCCCUUCGAGUGCUUCGUCUGCGCGGCGCUCCUGGUCUGCAUGGGCCAUUGCGGGAGGACAUGGAAUCGGUGUCGUCCCUCGCGUCCCUGGAGUCCGAAGUGAAGCACUUGGAUGAGGCCUCCGAAUCCGUGGUCGAAGCCACGGCCAGCGGCAGGAUCAUCGCGCGGCACAUGCUGGACCGCCGGGGUCAACUGCCCGUGGCAGACGCUUCCGAGUGUCUGCAGGAGCUGCUCGAGAUCCUUCCGGACCAGUGCAGCGACGCCAAGGCCCAGAACCGUUUGACGCGCAUGUUAGACUUCGGAAAGUCGGACUACCAGGUGCAGGUGAACGAGCUCGCCAACAAAUGUAAAGAUCUUCAGUCAUCCCAGAAGCAGGCACGCUGUAUGUCAUCUUCUUCCUUGCGAACACAAGGCCAAGAAGAUCACGGAGAAAAUCAACCAGAAUGCAGAGAAGUUGUCUGCGGCGAAUCUUGAGUACGAGGAGACUUCCUCAUCCACCUGCAGGACAUGGAGACGGACAUCAAGCAAAAGGGCGAGCUCGUCGAGGAAACAUGGACAAGGCCAUGAAGGGUGGCAGGUAGAAGUGAGGGCCCGCCCGCGGGGCUGCCUCCAAGGACCCCGCGCUGUCGGGGCUGCCUCGGUGACAGCGCGCCGUUCCACGCGCGCGGGAAAGGAUGGCUCGAAAUGUUGGUGGCCUGGGUUUGAGGACGCAGCGUCCCCGAAGAGUUGGGAUGGAGCUGCUUCUCGUCCUCCUCCUCGUCCUCCCCCUCUUCCCCC
Messenger RNA from Prorocentrum cordatum, 880 nucleotides. NCBI's taxonomy places the organism in Eukaryota, Dinophyceae, Prorocentrales, Prorocentraceae. The record is from the annotation of a GenBank genome assembly.